AUGAGACCCAAAUUAUUAAUAACCUUAAUACUAGUCUUUACGACUAUCAUUUACGUAACAACUUCAAGCCCUUUACAGGAGAGAGGUUCUAACAUUGAAAGAGAACCUCAAUUAAAUAAAAGAUCACUUAUACUCCCCUGUAGUGUUUUUCCAUUUUAUGGCACCUACGCAGCUUUAGGUGGCAUUUCUUACACCUGUGGCUACGCUGUAAGUGCCUACGACAAUUGUGGGUCUAUUGGUUCUUGGGCUUUUUAUGGAGCUUAUUAUGAUUUGUCAUAUAAAACUUAUCGUAUUUCAUACUACUGUCCUUCUAUUUGUAACACUGCUGAUGGUGUCUGGACAACUUACGAUAACACUACAGACUUUCAAAUUACUUACAGAAAGAAAUUUCGGUCCAUGUUUUGGUAUGGUCAAGGAGAAGAGAAUCAUUCAAAAUUUGGAUUACCUCAUUCUGAAAAAACAAUGAUUUUGGUGGUUUAUAGUUACGAAUAUCGUGGGUUUUUGAGUCUCUUUCUUUCAUCAGAAGAAAGACCAAAAGGGGCAGAAAGGCUUGAGCUUCCAGAGGCAGCAAGUGAGUCAUCUGUGCCAUCUGUAUUAGGAGGUCAAAUUCCUGCUAUUGGCGCUUUUGCCGUCUUAAGAUCCCUCACUUUGUUAAAUUAUGAACGACACCUUAAAGUG
This is a messenger RNA of Scutellospora calospora, 678 nucleotides long. Lineage: Eukaryota; Fungi; Glomeromycota; Glomeromycetes; Diversisporales; Gigasporaceae. The record is from the annotation of a GenBank genome assembly.